Acanthochromis polyacanthus (spiny chromis) is the source of this 7884-nucleotide messenger RNA. Its product is annotated as ectonucleoside triphosphate diphosphohydrolase 7-like. Bases 331 to 2145 code for a protein of 604 amino acids. Gene Ontology annotation, cellular component: membrane. Lineage: Eukaryota; Metazoa; Chordata; Actinopteri; Pomacentridae. The record is from RefSeq and is a predicted model, not a curated record. The transcript is spliced from 14 exons. Gene Ontology annotation, molecular function: nucleoside diphosphate phosphatase activity. Gene Ontology annotation, biological process: nucleoside diphosphate catabolic process.
ACUUUUCCUACAGUCCCUGAAGGCAACAGCUGCUGACGUCGCCAAGGGGCCGAUGGGAAACCCGUUGAAUGUUUCGGUGGUUUCCUCCUCGCUGUCUUGCCGUCCUCUUUUAAAACACUCUCUCCGUGAGGUAUCACGACGGAACAAAGCACUUUAUCGGCUUUUUCUGUCGAAGAAACACCAGGUUUUACUGGCGGGCUUCACUGUCAUGGCGGGGGAGAGUCUUCUCUAGACAGAGGGAAAGCCAAAACUCUGGAGAGGAUCCUGGUCAGACUGCAGCCACCAUGAGGUGACGACUGUGACGUCUUGUCCUUUUGCUGACUUGAACACAUGGCACGGAUCACUUUGUCCUGCCUGCCAGCCUCCUGGUACUGCAGCGUUUCCCUGUUGUCUCUGGGCUGUGCUCCCAGACAGAGGCUGCUGCUGCUGCUGCUGCUGUUCAUCACCUCUAUGCUCCUCCUGGCAGUCUACCAGAGGCAGCUGUGGGGCACCCAAAGGCGAUCUGGGUCCCAUGUCAACAAAUACCUCUCUAUUGCUGAGUCCAUGGAAACUACUGACAUAAACAACCCUGCUCUAAAUUAUGGGAUCGUGGUGGACUGUGGCAGCAGCGGCUCCAGGGUCUUUGUGUACUACUGGCCCCCCCACAACGGGAACCCCCACACCCUGCUGGACAUAAGACAGAUGAGAGACCACGACCGCAAACCUGUGGUCAAAAAGAUCAAACCUGGCAUCUCCACCCUGGCAAAAACACCAACAAAGGCCAGUGACUACCUCCAUCCUCUGCUCAGCUUUGCUGCUGCUCACGUCCCAAAAGCCAAACACAAAGAGACGCCGCUCUACAUCCUCUGCACUGCUGGCAUGCGGCUGCUGCCCGACAGUCAACAGGCAGCCAUCUUGGAGGACCUGGUCACUCAUGUUCCCCUGGAGUUUGAUUUCCUGUUUUCCCGUUCACAUGCUGAGGUCAUCUCUGGGAAACAGGAAGGAGUGUAUGCAUGGAUUGGCAUUAACUUUGUUUUGGGCCGCUUUGAUCAUGCUGAUGAGGAGGACGCCACAGUAGAGGUGACAACAGGGUCUCAAAACCAGCAGCCAAUCAGUCGGCGUCGCACGGUGGGCAUCAUGGAUAUGGGUGGAGCUUCACUUCAGAUCGCCUAUGAGGUGCCCAGUGCCAUCACUUUCAGCUCACCUCAAGAAGAGGAGGCAGGGAAGAGUGUUCUCGCAGACUUUAAUCUCGGCUGUGAUGUUGAGCACACACAACACGUGUACCGAGUUUACGUCACCACGUUUCUUGGCUUUGGAGGAAACAUGGCCAGGCAGCGCUACGAGGACCAGCUAGUGAACAACACCCUGGCCAAGAACAGGUUUCUAACCACACAGACAGGCAUGAGUGAGGACAAACCCUACCUGGACCCCUGUCUGCCGGUCGGCCUGUCGGACACGGUCGUCAGAGACAACCGCACGUUGUUUCUGAGGGGCCAGGGCGACUGGACUCGAUGUCAGGAGGCUGUGCGGCCUUUCCUGGGCCUCCACAACGGCACCAUGUCACCAGGAGGCGUCUACCAGGCUCCCAUCAACUUUAGCAACAGUGAGUUCUACGGCUUCUCUGAGUUUUUUUACUGUAUGGAGGACGUGCUGAGGAUGGGAGGACAGUACAACAGUGAGAGAUACUCCCAAGCUGCUACGGACUACUGCUCCACCAAGUGGUCGACACUGAAACAGCGCCUGGACAACCAGCUAUUCUCUCAGCAGGCCGACAUCAGCAGACUAAAAUAUCAGUGCUUCAAGUCAGCCUGGAUGUUUGAAGUGUUGCACUCUGGUUUCCGUUUCCCCUCCGACUACCCGAGCCUGAAAACCGCCCAGCUGGUUUAUGACAAAGAGGUUCAGUGGACUCUGGGGGCGAUCUUGUUCAAAACCCGCUUCCUGCCUCUCAGGGACUUGCAGCAGGAAACGCUGCGGCAGAACCACCCCAGCUGGCUGCGCUCUUCUUUUGUCUACAACCACCACCUGUUCUCACUCUGCAUCCUGGUGGUGGUCCUGGCCAUCCUGCUCUACAUCCUGCGCCUGCGGAGGAUCCACCAGCGGGAGCAGCGGCAGGCCGAGGCCCUGAACCUCCUCUGGGCUGAAGAGGGAGAGGCUCUCCUCCCCUGAGAUGUGAUGUGAGGCUUCACAUUAGAGUCUGGAGGACAGAUAUGGAAAUUAGUCAUCAGAACAGCUUGUGACUUUGGUCAGUGAUGAUGUAAGAACUGACCCAGGAUUUGAUUCCGUGGAAAAACAUCACAGCACAGAGGCAGUUUAACGAGCCUGGACGUCUCACUCAUUUGUAUAUUCUUUGAUUGUGCAGCUUUAAACACAGAGCCCACCUCAGACCGGGCAGUUCUCUGGGUUCACUUCUUCUCUUCAAAACAACUUUGGAUGAAAAGACUCACCCUGCAUUACCGGAUCAAACUUAACUUUAUUUACCACCCAUUUCAUUUAGGAUCUAGUUUCUCAGUUCAAGGCCGUCUGGACAGUUAACUGGGAUUUAAUAUCUUCACCGCUGAGCAAGGAGGCCCCUGUGGUGAGGAAAUACAGCAAUAUGAGCUCAUUAAGGACUUAGUUCAGGAAAUGUCACUUAAAGGGACAGAUCAAAAGUAACGCAUUCAUUUACAGCCCUUAUAGGUUUUUUUUUUAUUUUUCUCAUAGUUAAACUAUCAUCACCCAAAUUAACACAGUCAAAACUUUGGUCCAUAACAGAAAACCUCUGAAAGGCUAGCAGAGCAUUGUUAGAAUGAUAUAGUGUUUUAUUUCAUGGUCAAACGACCAAAAUCAGACAAAAUAUUACAAAAACGAGACACUAAAUGAAAAAAAAUGAGACAAAUGUCACAAAACAAAAAAGAGACAAAAAAUGAGAUAAAAAAGCUGCAAAGCGACAAAAAAAUGGACAAAUGACAAAAACGAGACAAGAAAUGACAAAAGCGAAAAAUAGACAAACAGCACAAGUGAGGCAAAGUAAACACAAAAUGAUACUCAAAACAACACAAAGAAAAACACAGUCACAAAAAUAAGAAAAAACACUAGCGAGACAAAAAGGAAACACAAAACAACAAAGAUGAAAAACAAAACGACAAAAACAUGACAAAUGACAGAAGUCAGACAAAAAAACUACAAAAACAAGACAAAAUAUAAUAAAAAUGAGACACAAAAUGACAAAAGAAGAAUGAGCAAUCCAUUAUUUUAUUUUAUGAUCAGAAAAACUUGUCAUGUUCUAGAAAUUAUUUAUAGUUUAACAAAUUUACAAUUUGGAGUUAAUGUUUUAUCUGUAGUUUUUACACUUUAUAAAGUCGUCCCAUGGGCUGGAUUGGACCCUCUGGAGGGCCGGUUUUGGCCCGCAGGCUGCAUGUUUGACACCCCUGCACAGGGUCAAAUCCCAUGUGUGCAUCUAUGAGUAUUGUGUAUUUCUGGACGAUGAUGAUAGACGAUUGCACGGUUAGUCGUUUCAGUUCUCAUUAUGUUCAGUAAUUGGCUCCGGCUGACAUUAGGAAGACGUGUUUGUGUUCUUUUUCCAGGCCAGUUUCAGUCUGAAAAGUGGACUGUUCUUUGCAGUGUUUUAGUUUGGUGCUGCUCAUGUGUUGCUCUGGGUAAAAUCUAACCCACACAUUCCCUGAACGCAAAAAUCCCCCCCCAUCGACCCCUAAACCGGAACCCUAACACCCCACCCCCCACCCCCCCGGCUACAGAUACACAACACACACAUUAAAAACAUUAACUUUCUGUACAACCAGAAUCUAGUGCAGGAAGAGGCAGCAGAGGCCCGACAGUAGGCAGCAGCAGCGAGGACGUCUUUGUUGUAUGCUAACUGAACGGGCGCCAGAUGUUUAUAUGGACCACCCAAUGUGAGACAUAGAUUGUGUACAUACACGCCUGGAUGCUGUAUGAACCAUACGGCUAUAAAUCAGUGCCUGCCUCAUUUACUAAAAAGGGUCCAAUUUAAUUCAUCAGAGCUUUCACAAAAGCAACAACUCAUUCGUACUCAUGACAUGUUGACACAAACCCCAGUUACGAGUUGUUUACAAGUGACUCCAACGUUUCAUGAGCACAGCUUUACGUAGCAUGCUAAUGGAACUGAAACUGUGAAUGGUUCAGAUCAAAGCACAGCUGAGGUUAGAAGAGCAUUCUGGUUUGUUUCACAUCAGUGUUGUGGCUUGUUGGGUCAUGCUAACUGUAACGAAUGAAGAACUGUUAAACAUUGCCAUCCGUUUAGACCAGGGGUGUCAAACUCAGAAACUUAGUUCAAGGGCCACAUUCAGCCUAAUUUGAUCUCCAGUGACCAGUAAAAUCACAACAUAAUAACCUAUAAAUAACUACAGCUACAUUUUUUUUUUUGUUGCUUUAGUGCAAAAAUGUUUACUUUUAAAGAAUUCUGCUUUUACAAAACAUCAUGAACAACUGGAAAUUUGUUAAGAAAAAUAAGAUAAUUCCACAACAUUUUGCUUCAGUUUAUGAUUUACACAUUACAACUUCCAGAUCACAGUUUAUCUACAAAGAACCAAACAUUUAGUCACAAGUAUGUGGAAAUGAAUGAUGUAGUAUUUUACUUUAUGAUCAAAACGACAUAAGUGAGACAAAAAUAGACAAAAAAACAAGACAAAAUAUGACAAAAACAAGACACAAAAGAACAAGGAGCAAACUACUAUUUUACUUUCUGAUCAAAACAACUUGUCAUCGUCGAGAAAUUAUUUUAAAUAUAUAGUUUUCCAAAUUUACAAUUUACAGUUAGUGUCUUCUCUGUAAUUUUUGCACUUUACAAAGUCGUCCCAUGUUCCAGAUCGGACCUUCUGGAGGGCCAGUUUUGGCCCGCCAGCCACGUGUUUGACACCCCUGCUUUAGACGGUGCUUCAUGUCCCCAACUAGAAGAAAAAACUCAAACCUGCGGGACCGAACACUCAGCUCUCUUAGGUUUUUGUGAGCUUCCAGUCCACAACAUAAAAUGAUGAGAAAAAGCCGAUGCAGUUCGCUUAAAUGACUCAUGGUGACUCAUAUCUUUCUACUUUCAGUCAGACUUGAGAACAGAUAUUUAAAAUGAUGAGUAUGAAAACCUGCUUUCUGUGAUUAAUCGCCCCACCCACUAAACUCAGUUUCCCCAAAUCUCUUCAAUGGAAUUCAAAGUUUGUUUGACUUAUAAAGCCACAGAGGCCACAUUAAUGAUUGAAAAUAUACAGUAACUCUCCCGUCAUAGCGGUCUGGAAAGAGCUGAACCUGAAAACCUGACAAGACCGUCUAGAGUGAAGAAAAGUAUCCGUUCAUAAAUGGUUUGACUGAAACACGUUAUGUGUUUUCCUGACAUCUAGGUUCAUCAUUUGUGAGUUCAGAUUUGUCUCGCUAUCAAGUGUCUCCUUCCCCUUAAUGUGUCCACUACUGUUCAAAAGUUUGGGCUCGCUUAGAAAUGUCCUUAUUUUUGAAAGAAAGGCAGUUUUUCAGUGAAGAUGCUGCAACGGCUCCACCAGCAGAUCUCACAGAGUUACAGCAACAGUCAUAAAAGUAAAUUUUACAUGACUUCUCGACAUGCACCGGCCGGCAACGACUGCAAAGUCAUUCUCACUGCAGGAUCCAGCUUAUGUCAGUUGUGCAUGGAUUCAUCUUGUGGGGCCUUUUAGCCCUCAGUGUCGCCUUACAAAAUGCUCUCUCUGGCUGUACAGCCUCCAGCUGUUACUAUCUUGGCUAAUUUACUUUCCAAAAUCUUUACCCUGAGCAAAACUCACUGAACCCAAGUUAAAGGAUCAGUUUCACCCAAACGUGCACUGCUGUUCAAAAGUUUGUGAUCACUUAGAAAUAUCCUUAUUUCGGAAAGCAAAGCAGUUUUUUCAGAGAAGAUAACAUUAAAUGAAUGAUAAAUCCAGUCUAGACAUUGUUAAUGUGGUAAAUGACUAUUCUAGCUGGAAACGGCUGAUUUUUAAUGUAAUAUCUCCAUAGGGGUACAGAGGAACAUUUCCAGCAACCAUCACUCCUGUGUUCUAAUGCUACAUUGUGUUAGCUAAUGGUGUUGAAAGGCUCAUUGAUGAUUAGAAAACCCUUGUGCAGUUAUGUUGGUACAUGAAUUAAAGUGUGAAUUUUCAUGGAAAACAUGAAAUUGUCUGGCCAACCCCAAACUUUUGAACAGUAACGUACGUGCAAAUUUCAACCCAUCCAAUGAAAAAUAUCUUAAUUGCUAAAAAGGAUUUUUGUAAGGUUUCAUUAGCGUCAUUGAAUUUAUAUAAACCCUAAAAGUAUACGACACAAACAUUUAAUAUCUCACAGAAAUGGUUUCUGAAACACUUCUACUGGAGGCGUUAGCUUCACAAGCUAGUCAGUGCAAUCUGUGUUGCUGUUAGUUAACACACAAACUUAAAGCUUCGAUGCAAACAGAAUCAUGACUGAUAAACAUCUGUGUGUAUUUUCCACAAAAAAAUGUCUUCUAGAAAAGUUAGCAGGGAAGCUACUUGUUCAUACUGUUAGCAUCUGUCCGUCGGCUUUGCCCAUAUCCUUUAGAGGAGUGUAGGGCGUACUUGACUGCAAAAUGACUGCAAAUAAGAAAACCAAUGAAGCUGUCCUUGUUCCACCCCAAGUCAUGGUGACCGUUACCGCCAUCUAGCAGCUGAACAGUUCAUUGCAAUGAGGUGAGAUCCCAGUGGGCUGCCAUCAAAGACUGUUUCAUACACCUCCGUCUGUCCCAAUGGGAGGAUUUCCUCAAAAGCAAUCCAACACGCCGAUGAUUUCAGCUGCAGAACUCUGGCCUCAUAUUGUGCUUUGAUGCUUGAACGCCACUGUUGUCCUGCCAAGACCCCCGUCCAGCGCAGAUUUUUAUCAGAGCAGAGAUGGAGCCAAGAGGCUUUUCAGCUGAGAGAUCUGCUCAGCGUCUGGAUUGAGGCGCUGAAAGCAGAUGAAGACCCCAGAGGCCUGAUUUAAGCAGACGGCAUUUGAUUUUUCAACACAAUAACUCAGAGAAAGGGAAGAAACUUGUUUACUGGGACACCGCAAAAAGUACCGGACAGAUCUCAAUAUGUGAGAUGAACGACUUAAAAGCCAUUUUUUGAGGAAAAACAAGCCUUACCCUAAAAAACGAUUGUGUUUUCUUCAUUUUCUGUGUCUACUGUAGUUCCUAGAUGUAAAAUGAAGCCGGUGUUUGUGUUUUUUAGUGUCAUGUUGUGUGCUGACAGGCUGGUCCAACAAACCAUGACGAUGCAAAUGUGUGUCUGAGCAGCACCUGGUGAAACUUCCUGAGGAGUUUCAUAAUCUGUUGAUCCCACAGCGGGAGACUGUUUUGAAAUGUUUGAAUUUACGAUUUAUUCUUACUGGUUCUAUUCAGAGGCAUGAUUCAUCAAACUGAGUGAUGAUGACUUCAUCCUUUCAUAAGACAGGUUGUAAGCUGUACUGUGGUGCUAAUGCGAACGAUGUGUUGUCAGAAGAGAAGGGAAAGUGUUGGAGAGCUUCGUAAGAUUGAAGCUAAAGCUGUUCUAGACAGUUGUUCUCUUUUCUUCUUGUCUUGACACAGAUGAGUCCUGACAUGUCCUUGUCAAACUGUCAACAGGAGCGUGUUAGCCUUCUGAAAUACUUUCCACCUGUGAAUCCUCAAUCAGUAACAGCAUUCCAAAGUGAUACUUUAUUAUCGAAAAGAAUCAAGAACUGUAAACCUCUCUCUGAUCCAUCCUCAUGUGGAUUUUAGUAAUUCUGCUGCUUCUCUCAUGUUUCAACUCCUGACAAAGGACCAAUCGUUGACUGUGUUUUUCCAGAGCUGGGCAUUGUGCAAUGUUGAAGACUAAUCAACUGAACGGGAUGCUUGAUUUUUUUUUUAAUGUUUGUAAUUGAGGUACCUGGAACAUAAAUGUGAACAGAAACUAUUUCAAUCCAAUAAAGGAAUCCUUUUGGAAUAAA